Messenger RNA from Caenorhabditis sp. 36 PRJEB53466, 1268 nucleotides. Lineage: Eukaryota; Metazoa; Nematoda; Chromadorea; Rhabditida; Rhabditidae. The record is from the annotation of a GenBank genome assembly.
AUGAGCAAAGCCAUCGUGCUCCUUCUUCUUCUUCUCUUGGCCGUCAGCUUCUUUGCGAUUGACGCCGAGAAGCUAUCCCGAGAUGAGAACGCGAAACGAAUCGCCAGCUGUGGAGUUCUGCCCAAGACAUCGCAACGGAAGAUUGUCGAGGGAAUGUACAGAACGGUCAAGAUUCCGUGGGCGCUCGAAAUCCGCUACGUACCACACGACUGGAUGUUGAGCGGAACCCUCAUCUCCUCGCGUCACGCCGUCAUCCACGAGCUGGCCGUCUUCAAAGAUUGGAAAUGGCUGAAUCUGCGCGACGGGAAACCGAUGAAACCAGCGGACGAGUGUCGGAACGGCGAGAUGGACGUGACGACGGUCGGACUGUUUUCUCGUGUCCAUUACAUGAUGAACGGGCAGCGGCGGAGAUCGAAAGUGGUGAAGGCGACGUACUUUGGACAUUGUGACCCCACGAAAGAUCCAUGGGGCAUCGUGCUCGUCGAGUUUGCUUCGAAUGUGCCGAUGACUCCAGUCUGCACGCCGACCGAAGAAUCGCUUCUCUACGAUGAUCAGCUGGAGCCGGGAAGUGUGCUCCGAUCGCAUGGACCCAUUGCAUGGAGUGAGAACAGACAACAGGCGAAAGUUACGGUAAGAUAAUUGUCAAGCUUCUGGUAAAAGUUUUCACCUGCGUAUCAGAGUUGAGCGGAAGAACCUAACUGAAGAACACGGAAGAAUUUUUAUCUUUUUUAGAAAAUUUUUUCAAGAAAUGUGAUCAACUGACGAAAUGUAUAGCAAAGUGAACUGUGCUCAUAGAAAAAUAAUUGUAAAUUUAGCUUAUCAUACAAAAAAGUUAUUCGAGUUGUGAAAAAAGGAGGGCUAACGGACGGCGGAAGGAAUAACUUUUUUGUAUGAAAAGUUAAAUUUACAAUUUUUUUUCUAUGAGCAGAGGUCACUUUGCUAUACAUUUCGUCAGUUGAUCACAUUCCAUCAAAAAAUUUUCUAAAAAAGAUAAAAAUUCUUCCGUUGAGUUCUUCCGCGCAACUCUGCUGCGUAUGAUUAUCGUUUAGGUGGGCAUUUGCGAGCAUCCGGAUGAAAUUUGCACGAGCGGAGGUCGCACUUUGCCUGAUUACGGAGGUCCGUUGACCGGAGUCACUCCUGACGGACGAGUCGCCGCGUUCGGCAUCCACAUGACUGCUUGGAGCGACAAAACGACGCCGUCGAGACACAUGGCCCUCUGGAAUUACAUGCCGCGCAUCUGCAAACACUCGGGAGUCUGCUCCGCUUGA